This is a messenger RNA of Somion occarium, 1990 nucleotides long. Lineage: Eukaryota; Fungi; Basidiomycota; Agaricomycetes; Polyporales; Cerrenaceae. The record is from the annotation of a GenBank genome assembly.
GUACACACCUCUCCAUUUUCCUCCUCAUCUUCAUCUGCCUUUGAUUUUCUGCGCUUGUUUGGGCGAGAUAAUUUGCCAUAUUUCGCAUGUAUCUCGUCCUCGCCGAGUUGUACGUGGAGGGGAUCGUGUCUGGACUUGCCAGAAGCCUUUGCAACGCGAGGCAUACUGAUGAGAAGCUUGGAGAAGGAGGCCGGUGUGCGAGUAGAAAUUUCGCGGAUGUGGAUGGGGAUUGGAUGGGUGAUCGACCAAAUCGGGACUGAUGGAAUGGAGGGCACGGCGUCAACGGCGUCGAAAGACAGAAUAGCUCUCCUUCUCAAUCAAAUCACCCCUCCAGCAAAAUAUUAACUUUAGCUUUUCCCGCGAGGUUUAUAAUCCCCGUCUUCCACAGUUCAAGUCUCAUACUCUCUUCUCUUCUCCUCUUGCUAGGCCACCCAGAACAUGUCGUCCCCUCCACCGAUUCGCACCCUCGACAAGUCUGGGAAGGAAAUCACAUCCGUCGGCUUCCAACGCUUUGGGUUCGACUGCGAGGUUAGCCUGGAUGUCUUGAGGUCCCUAUACUUGCGUCCCCACUACGUAACAACUGUCGCUUCGAGCGAUUCUACCCUUGAAUUGGAUGCCAAAGAAGAACAGGAUCAUGCUAAAUUCACCCAAGGGCACGCCGCCUAUCAGUCCAAAUCCAUCUACCAUCCCGAUACUCAAUCAAUCUCUUACACCACCCUUUCUCGCUUCCCUCCCGUUAGACUGCUUGCCCCUUCUCAACGCAAGCGAAUUCUUAUUACAGGCGGCGCAGGUUUUGUUGGAUCCCAUCUUGUUGACCGUUUAAUGAUCUUGGGCCACGAGGUCACCGUCCUUGACAACUUUUUCACCGGUUCCAAGACCACCGUCAGUCAUUGGGUCGGCCAUCCUAAUUUUGAAAUGGUUCGACACGAUGUCGUCGAACCAUUCAUGAUUGAAUGCGACCAAAUAUACCAUCUUGCCUGCCCAGCCUCGCCUCCGCAUUACCAAUUCAAUGCCGUAAAAACCAUAAAGACCUCUUUUAUGGGAACGCUGAACAUGCUCGGAUUGGCGAAGCGCACGAAGGCGCGGUUCCUGAUCUCUAGUACUUCAGAGGUGUAUGGUGACCCUGAGGUUCACCCUCAACCCGAAGACUACUGGGGUCAUGUGAAUCCUAUUGGUCCUCGUGCUUGCUACGAUGAGGGCAAACGUGUUGCAGAGACCCUUACGUACGGUUUCCACCGUCAAGACGGUGUCGAUGUUCGCGUCGCACGUAUCUUCAACACUUAUGGUCCCCGGAUGAACCCCUUCGAUGGACGCGUUGUAUCCAAUUUCAUCGUGCAGGCUCUUCGAGGUGAAGACAUGACCGUUUACGGCGACGGAAAGCAGACCCGCUCGUUCCAAUACAUCCACGAUCUUAUCGACGGACUUAUUGCUCUUAUGAACUCCGAAGAGACCCGUCCCGUCAACCUCGGCAACGGCGACGAGUUCACCAUCGGUGAAUUCGCCGAGCUCGUCCGCGACAUCGUAGAGAAGGUCCAGAAGGAAGAUGGCAUCAAGCCCCCUCGUCGUGUCAACAUCAUAUACAAGCCGAUGCCCACGGAUGAUCCUCAGAAGAGAAGACCUGAUACUACUCGCGCUAAGGAGGUCUUGAGCUGGCAACCGAGGUGGACGGUUCGAAUGGGUCUGGAAGAGAUGGUUCGUUACUACAAAGCCAAGAUGGCUGAGGGUGGCAUUUAGGUAUGUUUUCAGGGUUACGUGUGUUGACUUCUCUAGCUGGUUUUGGCGUGAUACUUGUCUCCCCACUCGGUUCUUCUGUUCGUUCUCAUAAUAGUGCCAAAGACAUUGUAGACAAUUUUGUGAUAGAUAGAAAAGACAUGGACACGAAGGUACCUAUGAUACAGAUUGAGAUCCAAACGGUAUAUCCGAAAAGUGUGGAGUAAUAGAGGCCGUAACAAAGAUCAUGAGCUAUAUGCUAGAGACAAGCUUUAGGUUG